Cololabis saira (Pacific saury) is the source of this 1209-nucleotide messenger RNA. RefSeq names its product serine/arginine repetitive matrix protein 1-like. The record is from RefSeq and is a predicted model, not a curated record. NCBI's taxonomy places the organism in Eukaryota, Metazoa, Chordata, Actinopteri, Beloniformes, Belonidae. The coding region runs from base 248 to 838 and encodes 196 amino acids. The transcript is spliced from 3 exons.
AGGCGAUUCUGUCCAGACGAAGCACUGAAUUUAAGGUGAGCUAACUUUUCGCUUUGUUUCAGAGUCAGAAAAGACGAGAGAGGAUGACGGGGAUGCAGAGCUCGAGUCUGAAGACGUGGCUCUGCUCCCUGCUGCUCAUCCACCCUCGACCCGGAACUCCCCGACCCCUCCAGCAGACGCUGAGCACCAAGAGAACAGCAGCUUAGAUGAAGAGUCAGAUAAGACGAGAGAGGACGAGGCAGAGCACAUGUCUGAAGUCGAUGCUCUGCUCCCUGCUGCUCAUCCACCCUCGACCCGGAACUCCCCGACCCCUCCAGCAGACGACGACGCCGCUGAGCGCCGAGAGAACAGCAGCUCAGAUGAAGAGUCAGAUAAGACGAGAGAGGACCAGGCAGAGCUCGUGUCUGAAGGCGAUGCUCUGCUCCCUCCUGCUCAUCCACCCUCGACCCGGAACUCCCCGACCCCUCCAGCAGACGACGACGCUGCUGAGCGCCGAGAGAACAGCUGCUUAGAUGAAGGUACUGAAGAGCCAACGGAGAGAAUUUCUUUCAGAUCUGACUCGGCCUGCUCCGAGGAAGCAAAUGGAGCUGGCAGCGAUGUCGGAGAGACGCCGUCCCUUAUGCCUGAACCCAAACACGCAGAGACGGUAACGCCUCACGAGAUGCUCAAGCCCCAGGAAACAGAGAUGCACUCGAGAGGACACUCUGCAGGAAACGGACCGCAGGUUUCUGAGGAAGAACCAGAUGAACUGUCCACCCGCCCCCCACCCCCCCAAAAACCAGCCCGGGUGACAGCAACAACCACACCCCCCAAGAGUUUCCUCAUGCUGCACAAGUAGAGGAGGACGAAGAGGACAAGACCAGACACAUCAGCCAUUCAGAAGAGUUGGACAAAAGCAAAGCUGCCGAGGACAACCGCCUCCGCCCAGGAGACAAAACGAUCAAAGACGAGCGCGUCGGCGGAGAUAAAGAGCAGGUGAACUGACGAGAGAAGACGUAUAUAAUGGAGGGUUUACGUUGAGGAUGUUCAGUCUAAAUGAAGACAAACGUUUGCAUGAGUCGGCACAAAAACACCGGAGGGAGGUGGAGGCUGAAAGAGGUGGCCGUCGCUUCAAACCGCGACUUUCUUCUUCUUCUGUUCCUGCUGGGAACGACGUGAAUGUCUGAACAACAUAGACGGUAGUUGAGCGAUGGACCACCGACCAUAGAC